AUGAGCUACGACCACUAUGGCCGGGGCAGGCAGGGCAGCGGCCAAGGACAUUCCAACGAUGACCCUCUGCGGUACCAGGGCCCGUACGGCGACGCAGCCGGCUACGGCAGCCGGAGCAAUCAGCACUUUGGCGGUGGCGCCGGCGGCCGUCUCGGCGCAGAGACCGAGAACCCCUUCUACGGGGGCGAGAACCCCAGCUUCAUGAGCGUCAAUGCUCCCACCUCUGAGACGCACGCUCAAUAUUCUUAUGACGACGAGAUGAAGAUCCCGCUCACCGACGCAGACGAAAAGUCGACCUACCCGGCGGGCUCGAAUAGCUACGACAUGCCGCCUCCCAGCUCGUUCCCGAUGCCGCACGCACCCUACCGGCACGGCACGCCGCUCGACUCGGAGUUGGGUCCAGAGGAUAGCGCGAGCCAGGUGGCAUGGGCCAAGAGACAACAGGCGCCCAAGCGAGGGCUGACCAAGAAGGUCAAGCUGACGCGCGGCCACUGGAUCAUUGACCACCCCGUGCCCACGGCCGUCAAGAACUCGGUCGAGCCAAAGUGGGCGCAGGGAUCCCGCACCACCGAGUUCACCCAUAUGCGUUACACGGCGGCCACCUGCGAUCCGGAUGAGUUUACCACCGAGAACGGAUGGAGCCUCCGCACCUCGAGCAUGUAUGGACGCGACACGGAGCUGCUCAUCGCCAUCACCUACUACAAUGAGGACCGUAUCCUACUUGCCAGGACGCUCCACGGCGUGAUGCUCAACAUCCGCGACAUCUGCAAGAGCAAGGCGUCCAAGUUCUGGCGCCGCAGCGCCGAAGAGGGCCGGCCAGGCUGGCAGCGGAUCGUCGUCAGCCUCAUUUUUGACGGCAUCGAUCCAUGCGACAAGGAGGUGCUCGACCUGCUCGCCACCGUCGGCGUCUACCAGGACGGCGUCAUGAAGAAAAAGGUCGACGGCAAGGAGACGGUGGCGCACCUGUUCGAGUACACGACUCAGCUCUCGGUCGAUCCGACGCCGGCGCUGAUCCAACCGCAUGGCGACGACGUCUCGAACCUGGUGCCCGUCCAGAUGAUUUUCUGCCUCAAGCAGAAGAACAGCAAGAAGAUCAACAGCCACCGCUGGCUCUUCAACGCGCUCGGCAAGCACCUCCAGCCAGAAAUCUGCGUGCUGAUCGACGCCGGCACCAAACCGGGCCACAAGUCGCUCUACUACCUCUGGGAGGCCUUCUACAACAACGCCAACCUCGGAGGCGCGUGCGGCGAGAUCCACGCCAUGAUCAAGAACGGCCGCAAGCUCGUCAACCCGCUCGUGGCCGCCCAGAAUUUCGAGUACAAGAUGUCCAACAUCCUCGACAAGCCACUCGAGUCGACGUUCGGCUACGUCAGCGUCCUGCCCGGAGCGUUCAGCGCGUACCGCUACCGCUCCAUCCAGGGCAGGCCCCUGCAGCAGUAUUUCCACGGAGACCAUACGAUGGCGGAUCGACUUGGCAAAAAGGGCCUUCACGGCAUGGACAUCUUCACGAAGAAUAUGUUUUUGGCCGAGGACCGAAUCCUGUGCUUCGAGCUGGUCGCCAAGGCGGGGGACAGGUGGACGCUGACCUACGUCAAGCCGAGCAAGGGCGAGACCGACGUGCCCGAGGGAGCGGCCGAGCUCAUCUCGCAGCGGCGCCGGUGGCUCAACGGCUCGUUUGCCGCCUCAAUCUACUCGCUCGUCCACUUUUUCCGCAUCUACAAGAGCAACCACGGCAUCGUGCGGCUCUUCUUCUUUCACCUCCAGGCGCUCUACAACGCCUUCACGCUCCUCUUUUCUUGGUUCGCACUGGCCAACCUCUGGCUGACGUUCUCGAUCAUCAUCGACUUUCUGCCCGACGUCAUCCUCAAGAAUGCCGGCGAGACGCCGCUCGAGAUCUUCCACUGGGUCAACCUGGCGACGAAGUGGAUCUACGUCGCCUUCCUGGUCCUCCAGUUUGUCCUGGCGCUUGGCAACCGGCCCAAGGGCGAAAAGGCGACAUAUCUGGUGUCGUUUUUCGUCUUUGGCCUGCUGGGCCUCUACGUGACGGUGGUGUCGCUCUGGCUGACGAUCAAGGCGCUGGCCGAAGUCAACCUGACGUCGGGCCGGGUGCUCGACAUCAUCUUCAACGAGACGACUUCGGUGCUGAUCGCGGCGCUCGCGGCCACGUUUGGCAUCUACCUGAUCGCGUCGAUCAUGUACGCCGACCCGUGGCACAUGCUGACGAGCUUCCCGCAGUACAUGCUCAUCGCGCCCUCGUUCAUCAACAUCCUCAACGUUUACGCCUUCUGCAACCUGCACGACGUCAGCUGGGGCACCAAGGGUUCGGACAAGGCGGACGCGCUGCCAAGCGUCGACACGAAAAAGGACAAGGCCACCGAGCCGGGCACUGUCGAGGAGAUUGAGCGCCACCAGGACGACAUCGACAACAGCUUCAAGGAGGUUGUGUCGCGCGCCGUAGCACCCUUCCAGCCCGAGACGGUGGUCGAAAAGCCGACGAUGGACGACAGCAACAAGACGUUCCGCACCCGGCUGGUGGCCUUUUGGCUGCUGACCAACGGCGCACUGACAGUGGCCAUUGAAAACGUCAACGGCUACAACAGCGGCCUGUCGGACAAGCAGAUUGACAAACAGCAGAGCGACAAGCAGUCGCUCUACUUCCGCACCAUUCUCUGGGCCACGUUCGGGCUCUCGCUCUUCCGAUUCAUCGGGUGCGUCAUCUACUGGAUCAAGCGCAACACGACGCGAUGCUUCCGCAAGACGUAG
This is a messenger RNA of Pseudozyma flocculosa PF-1, 2763 nucleotides long. RefSeq lists its product as uncharacterized. Gene Ontology annotation, cellular component: cell septum; cell periphery. Lineage: Eukaryota; Fungi; Basidiomycota; Ustilaginomycetes; Ustilaginales; Ustilaginaceae. The coding region runs from base 1 to 2763 and encodes 920 amino acids. The record is from RefSeq and is a predicted model, not a curated record. Gene Ontology annotation, molecular function: chitin synthase activity. The transcript has 6 exons.